AAGUCAUAUUUGCAAUAACCGGUAUAAUCGCACGUUUGUUUGGCGCGUAUUACUUAGUUUUACUUGUCGGUUGGUUUCUGCCCAUUCCGAAACCAUACUCGACUAAAAUAUUAAAUAAUUAUCUAGUAUUAUUCUAUUGCAAUAUAAAUAUAUUAUAAUGUUCUUCUAACUACCACGUGGUAUAUUUUUUUCUAUCCAACAAUAUAAGUACAAUAUAAUAAAUAUUUUCUGUAAUUUGUACGUUAAAGACAAUUUGUCCUUAAUUUUUUGAUAAUUCGUGUAUUUUUUAAAUUCCCAUUGGAAAAUAUGGCUGUAAAUAUUAGUUCAACGGUUAUAUUAAACAGUAUAAUGACCACUCAACUGGACUUGGAAGAAUUAAAACUCAACAUCGACAAUAUGUUCUUAGUUAUCAAUGGAAUAAUUGUAUCCUUUAUGCAAGUAGGAUUCGCAUGUUUAGAAGCUGGGUGUGUGCAGCCCAAAAACGUGACUAACAUUUUGAUGAAAAAUAUAUUGGAUUUAUUCAUCUGCGCCCUAUCGUACUGGCUGGUGGGAUACGGUUUGGCGUACGGUGGCGGUGGUUGUGGAUAUUAUGGCAAGGAAUUCUUCGCGGGCGUCGGCAUGCCGUCAAGCCAAAACGGCGUGUGGUUCUUCCAGUACGUGUUCGCAGCGACCGCGGCAACCAUCAUAUCGGGGGCUGUGGCCGAGAGAUGCAAUUUCAUCGCUUACAUAUUCUACAGCGUUAUCGUAUCGGGUGUGACGUAUCCCAUCGCCUCACACUGGACUUGGUCACCCGACGGCUGGUUACUAAAAAUUGGGUAUACCGAUUUUUCUGGCGCCGGGACCGUGCACCUACUGGCCGGCACCUGUUCAUUCAUCGCAGCUUUAUUCAUAGGCCCCCGGAACGGACGUUUUAGCACCAUCGCUCCGAACAAAUACAACGGACAUUCGAUGCCGCUAGUGGCUACGGGGACCCUGUUGCUCAUAUCAGGCUUUCUGUCGUUCAAUGGCGCAUCCCUGGGCCAUAUUACCAAACCUGGUGACGGAGUCAUAGUGGCAAAUAGCGUGGCCAACACAAUUUUUGGUGGCAGUGGCGCGGCAGUGGUCAUACUGAUUAUGGCCAAAGCUGGUCUGGUUGGCGAGUCUAGGUGGCCGUUCGCGAUGACCAUAAACGCUGUCUUGAACGGAAUGGUAUCGGUAUGCGGAGGUGUCAACGAGUACACACAUUUUUCUGCAGUGAUGGUCGGCAUGAUUGGUUGUAUCAUUUACUUAGUAUUGCAAUGGGUUGUUCCACGUUUAAAAGUGGACGAUCCGCUCGAAACUACUGCCGUCCAUUUUGGAGGUGGAUUGUGGGGAGUGAUAGCUACACCGCUUUUUGUGAAAGGAGGAUUUUGGAACAAUCCCGAUUCUAUGCCACUAUUGAAAUCGAAUCUAAUUGGCGCUGGAUCUAUUAUUGUAUGGUCAGUGGUAAACAGUGCAAUAUUGUUUGGAUUCCUUAGAGUGUUUGACUUGCUCCGAGUGUCCAAAGAAAAAGAGAUUAUCGGUUUGGACAUGAGUCUUCACAAGGAACAAGCAUACCCAGUGACCAACAUUUUUAUUGAAAACGGACAUAAAAGCAACAAAACCACAGUCAUCAGACACGCCUACGACAAUGUGGCGAUGCAACACACCCUCCAACAGUGAGCAAAUAUCUCACCCUUUGAGUUUAUAUAUUAUAUGCGACAACAAUAUAUAAUAACUUGUAGAACCAUAUUACCUACAUAUAACAUAAACAUAUAUGACAUAAUUUUGAAUGUUCUAUCAGCCAAUAAUAUAAUACUAUAAAGGUAUAUAACGUAGGUAAUUUUAUAUUAUAUAAUUUAUUAAUUUAUUAUGUAUUAUGUGUUGUAUAGAAUAUUAUGAUACCUAUAUAUGUUGCUCAGGGUACCAGCCCACAGUGGCGUGCCGUCCAUUAGGAAGGAGUUUAGUAUACCUCUUCCCCCAGAUUGUAAUUUUUAUUUUUAGCCGUCCUACUUAAUACAGAGCUGUUAUUACUUAUUAACUUUAGUACCUAUACUAUGUUCCGUAAUUUUACAUACAUUAAGUAUGAACUAUAUGUUUAUAUACGGAGAGUCAUCAUACGAAUGUGUGGUAGGUCCUAUUAGGUACCUAGUAAACUUGUGUGCAAUCAGUUUUCAGUAAUUGGAAGCUGCGUCAAUACUAGGUAUAUGUAACGCUUAUAUUUUAUAGGUAUAUCACGGACUAUAAGCAUUAAGCAAUAUUAAUAAUAUAAUAAAGGUACCUAUCUACAUAGAA
Metopolophium dirhodum (rose-grain aphid) is the source of this 2292-nucleotide messenger RNA. It is a transcript of the gene Amt, whose product is annotated as putative ammonium transporter 1. Gene Ontology annotation, molecular function: ammonium channel activity. The coding region runs from base 307 to 1680 and encodes 457 amino acids. The transcript is spliced from 10 exons. NCBI's taxonomy places the organism in Eukaryota, Metazoa, Arthropoda, Insecta, Hemiptera, Aphididae. Gene Ontology annotation, cellular component: membrane. Gene Ontology annotation, biological process: ammonium transmembrane transport; ammonium homeostasis. The record is from RefSeq and is a predicted model, not a curated record.